Molecule: messenger RNA, 951 nt
Organism: Candidula unifasciata
Lineage: Eukaryota; Metazoa; Mollusca; Gastropoda; Stylommatophora; Geomitridae
Source: the annotation of a GenBank genome assembly
AUGCUUCCAAAGGAUUCCAGAGAGGCGCUUCAGUACAUGCUGCACACAAUUGUCUUUGACACCAGUUUUUCUCCAUGUGGUCGUUAUUUAGCUGCAGCAAAUAAAUUUGGGGAUGUAGCACUGUUUAGUCUGACUGCAGCGCUGGCGCCAGAUGUUCGAGACGAGGCCAAGUAUCCUGUAUUUACAUUUAAUGUCUACAAAAAUGGGGGUGUUUACAGUCUUACAAGUACAGACACUUUGUUGAUAUGUGCUGGAGAGGGGGAUAUUCAGGCAUAUAAAUGGUCAGAUAUUAUUUCCAAGAAUGCAAGGGUCGCCUGGUCUUUGGCAAUACCAAAAAAGGGUGUAUUUUCACAUCCUGAGGUGAACUCCUGUGUUGUUUACGAAGAUAAUGAUUCUUUGACUGGUCACACAGACUACAUCCACUCUGUUGCCUUGAAGGAUGAAGGAAAAGGGCUCAUCUCUGCGGCUGAGGAUGGCACAGCCAGGAUUUGGGAUCUUCGAGCCAAGGAGGCUGUACAUGUGGUGAAGCCCUUUGAACAUGAGAUGUGUACUCGGCCACACAUGGGAAAGUGGCUGCAGUGUCUGGCCAUGGAUGAGGAGAAUUACUGGCUGCUGUUAGGCGGAGGCCCAACUUUAGCAGCCUGGCAUCUGAAAACAUUGACACCUGCGGUGACCUUUGACACACCUGGGGUAGCACAGAACGUGACCAUGUUUUACGAGGACAAGAUAUUUUCAGCCGGCUCCAGCAAUGUUUUGAACCAUUGGUCAAUCACCGGUGAGCACAAAAUGGGAGUACCCGUCAGCCCUGUGUCUGUCUACAGCAUCGGGAUCAACUCAGCCUCAAAGUCUAAUAAGGUGAUGGUCGUUGCUGGCAGCUGUGAGAAACUGGACGUCUGCACCAACUUUGGAUAUAGGGCCUUCUCUCUCACAUUCUUGCCUCCACUUGCAUAA